CAGCCAAUAGUCAUCUUCUGUGCACGGAGCUCCGAGAGAAGAGGGAAGUUCAGUUUGUUUACAUCGCGGGAAGAAAAGCUUGUCUUCUUGUCUGAAGACAUCUACAAUGAACGGAGAUAGCUGACUUCAGCUCUGUGAAUAUUUCAGUUUUAUUGUUUACACGAUCUCGCUUAGGUCCUAAGUACAUUCACCUGGACAAGCAGCAAAAUGUCUCAGCUGCAGCCACUGACCAAGUGCCAACAAACAGCUGAGCCCCUGCUGAAUGUCCAGGAGAUGCAGUUCUGGCUGAACAAAGCAGUGGCCUGGGGCCAGGCUGACAGCCCAGACACGCAGAAAGACACCUGCCUGCAUCUGAGCAGACUGAGGGAUUUCCUCCAACAUCUCCUCACACAUAGCAACAACAUGCGCUCCACAACAGAGACCAUGAAGAGGCUGCCCUUCCUAGGCCAGUUCCUUGGCCGACUGUGCUGGAACCCUUAUGUCACUGCUGAUGCUGCAAGCAGAAGGCUGUUGUUCCAGUGUCUGUGGGGACUGUACUCGGAGCAUCCAGGCAAUGCUGUGGAAAGAAAAGCCAACCAGUGGAUAAGGAAAGUGUUGAGUCAGCUUGCUACAGAAGAAGACGAUGCUGCAGCGCAGGCAUUAAUGAAGCAUAUGGGUGUACCACCUGAAGAGUACCAUCUCAAAGUCCUGAGAAAGAUGGUGGCACUUCUGCAGGAAAACAUUGGGAAAAGCUGCAGUUCUCUAGGCGACAUAAAUCAUGGAUGUUCAUGUGACAGAAUACUGGCCACAUCAGAGGCUUGUGUCCCCCUGGUCACUUGUCCAGAGGCUGCUCCUCUCAUUGGUGCGCUGUUGCAGCAGCCAGUGACUUGUGUCAGGGCAACACUUAAUGAAGACUUCCUGGAUACUCUGAGCUCCGCCUACUCCAGCCAAUGCUUAAAGUCACUGGAGGAGGAAGCAGUAGUCUCGCUGUGGUAUCACAACCUGUCCAGCCUGGAAGAAGCAGUGCUCAGUCUGCUGGAGUGUGUUUUCACCAACACAGGGUCAACACCACAGAAGCUAGAGCAGCAAUUGGCGCAGUCACUGCUGCCUAAAGCCUGUGCUCAGCACUACUCCAUAUUCUUGGUUGUUAACGACAUCUUCAGGUCCAUCCUUAAGCAAGCUGAAGGGAAGGAGUCUGUUAAGUAUCUUAUCCAAACCUUUACCAACUGCUUCCUCAGGAAACUGGCACUGCGGAAGCAUCAGACGAGUGUAUCUUUGAAGGCCUUGUUCCCACAGUCACCUCAGAAUCUGCUGGUUCCUCUCUUGACCCUGCCGUCAGAGAUGCCUCAGGAAGCUUGGAGACAUCAUCUGAACUGGCUCAGUGGCUCAUUACAGAGACUGACAGAGGAGGAAGAGGAGGGAGAAGGAGACGGCAGCAGUAGCACCAGGGGGCUCCACAGAGUGUUCGAGGCCUGGUUCCUGCUGGUCCAGUGUGGCCACUGGAUGCAGGUGGCUGUCCAGCUGCUGGUGACAGCAGGGCCUGAGGACUGCGGACCCCUACUUUGGCUACUGACCUUCUACCACCACCCCACCAACAGGGGGCACCACAGAGCACUGCAGCUGGAAAGAUACUCAAAUAAACACCUGUCAGUUGACUUUAUUUAUCACGUGACCCGAUGUUUCCAGGUACGUGCCAAAGAAGCAUGGGACCACCUACGCUCCCUUUCCUUGGUCUUAGCUCGUCCGGUUCCUGUUGACCGUCUGCAGUCAUUGGUCACUCUCCUGUCACCACAACCUCAGCAACCAUCCCUGUCUCCAUUAUUGAUCCUCAACCUCUUAGUCAACCUUGCUGUUUUCUCAGAACAAUCGCUGAGUGGAUCAACAGAGAUUUUACGGACGGUGGUGGAUGGGUCCGCUCUGGCUGAUGAAGCAGCGUGUGUUCUCAGUUCACUGGAGCUCAGACUAAACGAAGGAAGCUGCUCAUCAAGCGACGCUAACAGAGUUCAUCUCAGGAUCAAGGCACUUCAAAACACACUAACACAUAUGCAUGCAGCAUCAAGCUCUGCUGAGUAAACCCCUCCCCCCUCGGGGUAUUUUCAGGACACUUUUGCAGAAUUACAAAUAGACACACUCUUGUGUAGAUAUGCUGCGGUACAAUGACAGGAGUGUGUCAAAAACAGCACGGGGAGGACAGAUUAUGUGGAGCGGCUACAAUUAUACGCACACACAUAACACGACUACAAGGCCCACGAGGACACUUGAGCAGUGACAGAUCACACUGCAAAGAGGCAGCAGCUCGUACAACAUGUCGGAGUCCUCCCACUCAUCGAAUUGUCUCACAAUAUAAGUCCUUCACGCUACAGAUGCUGACUGAAAGACAUUAAGUUUGCAGGACAAGAAAACCAAAAGCCAGUUAUCUUUGUAUAAUAACUAUUUGUGCUAUUUGUUCUAUGAAAAACAUGAGUAUGAGUAUAUGAUGAAAUAGAAAAAAUUACAUUUUCUGUUGCUUCAUUAUUUUUAAAGAUGAAGAUUGAAUCUGUCCUUUUUGUGUUUGAUCCCAUAGUUUUAAAAUGACCCCUGGGGUCUAACAUUUACAUUAUUUAUGACUACUGCUGAAGUUGUACAAAAAUAUUAACGCGUACUGCAUUUUUUUAAAGUCUAAGCAAAAGUGAUUUUUCAUUCAGGAUCAUUGAUAUUUUGUUUAGAAUUUGGUACAUGAUGUACUUUACAUACUGUGAUUUGUGUGUGGAAUAGUUUUCCACCCUUAAAAUUAAAAAGUGGGCUAAUGA
This is a messenger RNA of Micropterus dolomieu (smallmouth bass), 2768 nucleotides long. RefSeq names its product FA complementation group C (gene fancc). Gene Ontology annotation, biological process: nucleotide-excision repair; cellular response to oxidative stress; interstrand cross-link repair. The record is from RefSeq and is a predicted model, not a curated record. The transcript has 15 exons. Gene Ontology annotation, cellular component: Fanconi anaemia nuclear complex. The coding region runs from base 208 to 2052 and encodes 614 amino acids. Lineage: Eukaryota; Metazoa; Chordata; Actinopteri; Centrarchiformes; Centrarchidae.